CCUCGAAGAUUUGCGAAAAAUAAAAGAUGAACUUUCAGUCUCAGAUUGAAAAAUUUUCGAAAGAGAGGCUUAAAAAUGUCGAAACAAGAAUAACAACAGUAGAAGGGAAGAAGCUUGUCGAGUCUACCARGGAUGGAGAGAGAGUCACUGUAGACACUGGCCUAUCGUCUCUGGGCUUCUGCGAAGACACUAACCCUGAUACCAAGAUUUACAAGGUCCUUGACAAGCUGUAUAUCAGUUCACAGGACGGUGCUCGUAAUAAGAAUGCCCUGACAGCUUUAAAGAUAACUCACAUUCUGAAUGUAGCAACUGGAGUAGCAAACGCGUUUCUUGACGAUUUUACUUACAAGAAUGUGGAGAUACUUGACCUCCCUGAAACAAGAAUCCAGCCGUAUUUUAAGGAAAUGUUUGACUUUAUCGAAAAAGGAUUUCACCAUGGAUCUGUUUUGGUUCAUUGUAAUGCUGGUGUUUCAAGGUCAACUACUGUUAUUGUUGCAUUUUUGAUGCACAAACUUCAUAUGUCCCUAAAUGAUGCCUUACAAAUGGUCAAAGACUCCAAGCCUUCUGUCAAACCCAAYGAUGGCUUCAUAAGACAACUCAAAGAAUAUGAACAACAACUUGGAUUAUACAAAGAUUACAGCUAAAACUUUACAAAUACAAGAAGAUGAAUGAGAUAGCAUUUCAUUCUCCAAUGGCUCAAGAAUGGCAGCCUCAUAGAUUAAAAUAACUCUGUCAUCAGACCUUGUAUCAACCUUUAAAGACAAUGUCACCAUCUGUAAAAAGUACUUUGAAAGUUCG
Messenger RNA from Actinia tenebrosa (Australian red waratah sea anemone), 798 nucleotides. RefSeq names its product dual specificity protein phosphatase 19. Gene Ontology annotation, cellular component: cytoplasm. The record is from RefSeq and is a predicted model, not a curated record. Lineage: Eukaryota; Metazoa; Cnidaria; Anthozoa; Actiniaria; Actiniidae. Gene Ontology annotation, biological process: protein dephosphorylation; regulation of MAP kinase activity. Gene Ontology annotation, molecular function: JUN kinase phosphatase activity.